Molecule: messenger RNA, 2520 nt
Organism: Capsaspora owczarzaki ATCC 30864
Lineage: Eukaryota; Filasterea; Ministeriida; Capsasporidae
Product: protein tyrosine kinase
Exons: 16
Coding region: 5-2446 (813 amino acids)
Biological process (GO): protein phosphorylation; activation of GTPase activity; nucleocytoplasmic transport
Cellular component (GO): cytosol; perinuclear region of cytoplasm; nucleus
Molecular function (GO): GTPase activator activity; protein kinase activity; ATP binding
Source: RefSeq, a predicted model, not a curated record
CUAGAUGGCCUCCGCACGCACACCACGGCAGCGCGAGCUGUUUGAAAUCGCCAAGUCUUACAGUUGGGUCAACCUCAAAAGCUCAGGGAUUGCCGAUGAAACUGCUGUCGUGAUUGCCGAGGGUCUCAAGGAGAAUCGCAAUUUGCAGAUGCUUGAUUUGAGUGACAACCAGAUUGGCGACGCGGGGGCACAGGCGAUCGGGUCUGUGCUGCGGAACAAGGCGAGCCUGACUGGACUCUACUUGGACAAGAACACGAUUGGUGAUACCGGCGCUCGUGCUAUCGCUGACGGCUUGCAGACGACGACUGCGCUGACCGAGCUCAGGAUGAACGCCAAUCAAAUUGGCGAUGCGGGAGCACAGGCGAUCGGAACCGCUCUCCGGAACAAGGCCAACCUGUCCCUCCUCUACUUGAACAGCAACAGGAUUGGUGAUUCCGGCGCUAUUGCCAUUGCUGAAGGCAUGCAGAUGUCGACCGCGCUCAUUGACCUGAGGAUGAACACCAAUCAAAUCGGCGACGCGGGAGCACAGGCGAUCGCAUCCACUCUCCGGAACAAAGCCAACCUGUCAAUCCUCUACUUGGACGAGAACAAGGUUGGCGAUGCCGGAGCUCGUGCUGUCGCUGAAGGGUUGCAGGUGUCGACAGCACUGACGCGACUCGGGAUGGACUCGAAUCGAAUCGGCCACGCGGGGGCGCAAGCGAUCGCAGCUGCGCUGCGGAAUAAGGCCAACUUGUCCAGACUGUCCUUGAGCAAUAACAAGAUUGGUGACACUGGAGCUCAAGCCAUCGCAGAAAGCCUGCAGACGGCUACUGCUCUGACCGAGCUCGGGAUGCAAACCAAUCACAUCGGUGACGCGGGAGCACAGGCGAUCGGAUCUACUCUCCGGAACAAGGCCAACUUGUCCAUCCUCUACUUGCACAGGAACAAGAUUGGUGAUACUGGAGCUCGUGCCAUCGCCGAAGGGCUGCAAACAUUGAGCGCGCUGACGGACUUUAGGAUGAACGACAAUCAAAUCGGAGACGCGGGAGCGCAUGCGAUCGGAUCUGCGCUUCGGAACAAGGCGACCCUGUCGAAACUCUCUCUAUCAAACAACCAGAUCUCCUCAAGUGCUGCUCAGCUUUUAUCCCAAAGCGUUCCCAAAACUUGCGAGUUCUCGGCCGAGAGUCAGCGAGGCAGCUUUCAAGAUGCCACCCCUCCUGCGAGUCCAUCCGUCAUCUCAACGAAAACUGCCCACCUAUCGGAUACCCCCAGCUCGCCUCUUCCCACGUCUGAUUCAAUGUCUCAGGAUGUUCGCCAGCUCCAGGCGCGUAUUGCUCAAUUGGAACUAGCUCAGCAAACCACCAACCCCAUCAACUCUGGCAUUCCGCGAGUGCCGUUGCAAGUUCUGUCGCAAGCAACAGCGCAGUUUUCAGAGUCCAAGCGCAUCGGCGCAGGUGGAUUUGGCCACGUCUACUCUGGUGUCUGGAGUGGUCAGCCCGUUGCGGUCAAACGGCUUGCAGCGGGUUCGAACCAAGGCGUCGCUCAGUUCGAGUCAGAGCUAGAAGCCCUAUCGCGUUUCCGCCACCCGAAUAUCGUCACCAUCAUGUGCUAUGCUCAGGAAGGCAACGAGCGCUGCCUGGCCUUCGAGUUGAUGGCAAACGGUUCUGUUCGUGAUCGUCUCGAUCGCAAGGGUGGCACGCCUGCAUUGAGUUGGGAUCAGCGCCGAAACAUUGCCACAAGUAUUGCAAAUGCUAUGCACUUUGUCCAGACUGCCAUUCCGCGACAGCCGCUGUUCCACCUGGAUCUCAAGACGGACAAUGUGUUGCUGGACGCUCAGUUCAACGCAAAAGUCGCCGAUUUCGGUUUGACGCGCUCUGCGCCGAUGCAAGUGGACGGACAAAGCUACGUUCAUACCCAGACUGUUCAAGGAACUCUUCUUUAUAUUUGCCCAGAGUACCAGCACGAAGGCAAGGUUUCCAUCAAAACGGAUGUGUACUCGUACGGCAUGAUUCUGCUUGAGCUCGUUACUGGACAGCCGCCCAGCCUCAAUCUGAUGGCCAACGUUCGACGCGAGCUUAAAAAGAGCCGUAAAGUUGAUGCGGUGCUUGACAAGGCGAUUGACUGGAGCAUUCAGGACAAGGAGGCGGCACAAGCCAUGGCGGAGCUUGCUUCUGAUUGCCUCGAAACCGUACGAGUUGACCGACCAUCGUUUGGCGAAAUUCUGAGGCGAUUGUCUGGGAAAGAAGCUGCAGGAGCAAAUGAGGAAGAGGCUGUUGCAGGCAGCGAUCGUGAGUGUUUGGUCUGCUUCAACGCCCCGACCAAUGCCAAGCUGAUGCCGUGCUACCACGCAUGCGUCUGCGUUGCGUGUGCUCAAUGGAUGAUACAGCGUCAAGACAAGUGCAUGAUUUGCCGAGUCCCUCCGACUUCGUUUCAAGAAGGCACGUUCAACCAGACUUUUGUUCAGUGAACUGCUCUGUGGUUGAUGAUUGAGAGUGUAUUCAUCUGGCACAUGUCAGCGGAAAUAAACUGAACAAAAAUCCA